AAUUAAUCACCGGAAUCCGUCUGGCAGAAGUGGAGUUUUAGCAGUGAUGCGGAAGGCGGGGCCCAACACCUAACUCCGGGAGUCUCAGGGUGCCCCGCGCAGAGAGGAGCUCAGAGCAGCUGGGGAGGAGCCAGAGCAUCCGUGCUCAGCUAAAGCCGCAGGGAAUUGCCCGCAACCCAGAGAUGAAGCAGUAGAAACCCAGAAAGGAGAAUUCACCAUUCAAGAUCAUCCUGAGGAUAACGAAAACAGAAGACCAGAGCUGGAUACCUCCGGCAAGGGUAGACUUGCCACAGGUUGAAGAAGCUUGCAAGCAUGGAUUUCAAGCGUGUGAAAGAAUAUUUCUCUUGGCUCUACUAUCAAUACCAAAUCAUUACAUGCUGCGCUGUCAUGGAGCCCUGGGAGCAAUCCAUGUUCAACACUGUCUUACUGACCAUCCUUGCUAUGGUAGUGUACACUGCCUAUGUCUUUGUCCCUAUCCACAUUCGCCUGGCUUGGGAAUUUUUCUCAAAACUAUGUGGAUAUCACAGUACAAUUUCCAGUUGAUCUGAUUUGCACUCUUUGAAAUGGCAUUGCACAUUUGUGUUGCUUGCAACUCAUUGAUUUAGGUGACUACUAGGUCAGCUUUCACUCUGGCCAGAAAAGCAUUCUUCUCUAUGCACUCUCACGUACAUACUGCCUGGAGUUUCAGACAGAUGUUUCUCUAGUUACUUUUGUAAAUGCUGCAUAGAAAAGGCAAUGACUUGAUCUCAUAUACCACGUUCACUCAAUCAGAAUCUAUCACUUUACUUUUUUUUAAUAAGGCUGGCUUUUUACCAAUUUUUCCUGGAAAAUAAAGUGAUAAGAGACCCUACCAGAAUUGUAUUAAAAUGCUCCCUUAAUAUAUCCUCUAUACAGAAGGAUAUACUACAAAAAAAUCCUUUGUAGGCUACUGUCAAAAGUAUCAUACCUUUGUUUACAACAUAGAAAAAGAUGUGAAUAAAUUAUGUUGACCCAUUAAAGUUUUAUUUUCUAGUAAAUGGAUAAUACCUAAAAUUCUCUUAUUUCUUUUAAUUAAAUUUACUUAAAAUUCUCCAACCUGAAUGCAAAAGAGCAGGCUGGGGGAAAUUAUUUUCUUUCCAACAUGGGUCAUAAGUUGUUUUAAAUUUUGAAAUCAACAAUGGUAAUUUUAGAUAAACAAGUGUUAUAAUGCAUACUAAGAAACUAAAUAUAAUCAAAGUAAAUUCAGAUAUUGUGACUUUUGAUGUUGCUUUGCCUUUGCGUGAUGCCUGGGGGGAGAGAGGGAAAAACUUGUUUCCUUUCUAUGAUUUCACUCACUGGAGGAAAAAAAGCAUGUACUGAGUACAGGAAGAAAAGCUAAUAAGUAGGCUGGAAGUAAUAGUCUACGAGCAGGAACUCAGCAGCUCUAGUUAAAUGCUUUGAUACAGUGGCUCCUUUGCAGAGCAGAAACAAAAUUUAUUGCAUUUCUUUCAAAAUGUUUAUCUUAAAAGCAAAUACAAAUUUUAAUUAUACUGCUGUAUCAAAUGUGAAUGCCAAAGACCAAGUCUUGUAGCUUUUAUUUCCUCUUAAUAAAUAUUAAUGUUAGUAAUUCUGGAAGGUAGUAAUAUAAGUUGGGUUUGGACAAUAUUUAUGCCUUUGUUUUUUUAGGGAAAAAAAUCCAAGGAGAACUAGAAUGAAAAAUGUUUGGCAUGUCAAAUUAACUUGCCUGUUUGUAAAAUAGCAAACAAACAACAUGUUUUGAAGAGAAAUCAAAUCUGAAUAUGUUUUUGAUGACUUUUGCAAAAUAAAAUUAAGUUUUAUGAAUAAAA
Molecule: messenger RNA, 1805 nt
Organism: Cavia porcellus (domestic guinea pig)
Lineage: Eukaryota; Metazoa; Chordata; Mammalia; Rodentia; Caviidae
Product: serine palmitoyltransferase small subunit B
Exons: 3
Coding region: 313-543 (76 amino acids)
Biological process (GO): endoplasmic reticulum organization; ceramide biosynthetic process
Cellular component (GO): serine palmitoyltransferase complex
Molecular function (GO): serine C-palmitoyltransferase activity
Source: RefSeq, a predicted model, not a curated record